AUGUCUCCUGCGUCGCGAUCCAAGUCUAAAGACAAAAAAGCUAGCAAGGAAGCUCAGAAAGCUUCAGCGAAGUCCACAGGAUCUGGUAGUGCAGCGUCUGGUAUUCCAGCGAGUGGAUACAAUCCAUUAUUAGGAACAUUCCAUUCUCUGGACAUUUCAGUGGCACCCUCCACCUCACCAAUACAUUCUAAUGGUCGUUUUCGGAACAUAGACGAGACAGAUGAACACCCUGGCAGCUCGGUGGUAGCCGGUGUUGAAUAUGAUUCUGUUUCUAACAAUGGUAGUUGGUCUGGUGAGUCUGAAGACCAUAAAGAAAAAACUUCUAAUCCCCCUGUUCGUUUGGAAGCAGUUCCUGGAGCUGAUAAUGAUAAGCGAGAGAAAAUCCGCCAAAAGAAUGAGAGAAAACAUCAAAGGCAGAAGGAAAGACGGGCACAGGAGCUGCGUGAGCGGUGCAGAGGAUAUCUUAUGUCAAGGAAACUUGAGACACUUGCUCAACAGUUUGUGGCUAUGGGAUUUUCUCAGGAACGGGCAACAAUGGCACUGGUAUUGAAUGAAGGUAGGGUGGAGGAAUCAGUAGCAUGGCUAUUUGAAAGUGGUGAAGAAGAUGGUCAAAAUGAUAAAACCAUGGGUAGGGGGGGCAAUUUGAAAAUUGACAUAUCAGAAGAGCUUGCUAGGAUUGCCGACAUGGAAAUUAGGUAUGGUUGCUCAAAACAGGAGGUUGAAAGAGUCAUUGUUUCCUGUGAGGGUGAUCUUGAAAAGGCUGCAGAGAUCUUGAGAGAAACCAAACAUGAUCCCCCAUCUGCUCCUCCAAAGCCAGAGGAAACUGGUGAUCCUUCUAUCAUCAACAAUGGUAAGCAGUCAGGAGUUUCUAGUCAGAACCCAAGGUCACAAACCAAACCCGUUCCUUCUCCGAACCAACACAAAACAGAUGACAAAGAUUUUAACUAUACAAAAGCAGCAAUAACGAAUGGAGUAUCCUCAGAUUCCAGUAAUAAAAAUAUGCAACCUCUAAAGAGAAUGCCACCCAAGUCUGAUUGGGUAAAGCCACAACAGACCACUAUACCAACUGACAAAAGGUGGUCUGGUGCAGGAUCUAAUCCUUCUGUUUCUUAUACAUUGACAUCACCGUUGCAAGUGUCACCGCCACCUGCUAAGACUGAUGCUCGUUUUGUGUCUGUUGGAGGUGAUUAUAAGAAUCUUCAACCUGGAGUAGCCAAAGAACCCAUAGUUGUAAUGCAGCGGCCCCAAACUGUUAAUGCAAAGCAGAUACCAGCGGCAAGCAUGAGUUCAUCGCCUCCUGGAAUAUCUGCGAGUUGGUAUCAAUCGAAUAGUGUAGAAGCUAUGAGGUCUAAUAUGUUUUUACCCCAAGCUCCUAGUACUAGAAGCCCUAGUCCAAACUAUCGAGGUUCUAAUCAAAUGUACCACCAACUUCCAUAUCAACCUCAACAACUGUUUGCUGCUGGCAGCAGCAAUUCAGUAGAUCCUCAAGCAGCCAACCGAGGCAAUAGCAAUUGGAAUAGAGCGGGUCCGUCUCAAGCAAUUGCUGCUGCAUCUUCACUUGGUCUCUUUUCAGGGAAAGGUUCAGCAGCAACGUCUGGGGCAUCUUCUCCCGUAGACUGGAGCACUGGUGGGUCCAUGCAGUUUGAUUAUACAAGCAUAGAUUGGUCUUUGGAUAGAGGUUUAUCUUCACCAAAGUCAAAUACUUUAUUGUUGGGGCUUUCACCUUUUACAAAGACUAGGGCUCAAAUGCAUGAUUCUAAUGCUUCUGGAGUAGUUGCUCUACAACAGACAAUGAGACCCUUGACCUCAAAUGGGAGCAAUAUCACCGCACCCGGAUUGCAAGAUGGUGGAGCAGCUGCUGGUGAAAGUUCUACUGCAGGUUCCCGGGAGUGGAGUUCUCCUUUUGAAGGGAAAGAUCUUUUUAGUUUACCGAGACAGUUUGUUUCUUCUCCAUCUCGGUAA
This is a messenger RNA of Lathyrus sativus (Indian pea), 1962 nucleotides long. The record is from the annotation of a GenBank genome assembly. Lineage: Eukaryota; Viridiplantae; Streptophyta; Magnoliopsida; Fabales; Fabaceae.